AUGCAAAGCUCUUUUUAAUAGAAGGACCUAACUGACAUAUUUGAUUCAGUAAAAGAUGUAGAUAUAAAAAUCUUUGGUGUCAUACUAGAAAUAUUAAGAAAGGAGAAAGGUAAAGAUUGCAUUGGAUUUUUAUCAGAUAUUGGGAAUCAGAAACAAUUAGAAUUAUAAAUUUUAGAAUAAGUAAGGAAUAUCACCCAAGCUGAUACUGAAUAAAAAUUGUCUCUUGUAAGAGAAGACAUGAAAUAAAUGACAGAGGUCUUAAAAAAAUUAAAAGAUCAUGAUUUCAACAACUAAGACUUUUCCUCAGAAGAAAAUGAAGAUUUUACAUUAAUUCUAAUCAACUUCAUUUAGGAUAAUAGAAGGAUCAUAGAAUUUCUCUAAUUUUUAGUUCACCUCACAUCCAUUGAUGAAACUUUUAUAUAAUGUGGGUCUAAUGCAUUUCAUCUAUUAGUUUAGGUUUAGGUGGACCUUAAAAACAAAAAUUAUGAAAAUAUAAAGAUCUAAAAUACAUCCCUUGUAGGAGCUAAUUUUGUUAGGUGUAAUUUAAGUGGAUCCUAAUUUAAUAAUGUCAACAUAAGUGGAAUAAAUUUGAAUGGAGCAUUAUUAUUGUAUUGUAAAUGGAACAACUUAAGAAUCCAUGAAUUAAAUACAUAAAAUGGUCAUAAUGGUAGUGUGUGGUCAGUCUGUUUCUCUUCUGAUGGAAAUACAUUAGCUUCUGGUAGUAGUGAUACCUCUAUCCGUCUAUGGGAUGUCAAAACAGGAUAAUAAAAAGCCAAAUUAGAUGGUCAUACUAGUUAUGUUAGAUCAGUCUGUUUCUCUCCUGAUGGAAAUACAUUAGCUUCAGGUAGUGAAGAUAUGUCAAUCCGUCUAUGGGAUGUCAAAACAGGAGAAUAAAAAGCAUAAUUAGAUGGUCAUGGUAAAUAUGUUGUGUCAGUCUGUUUCUCUCCUGAUGGAAAUACAUUAGCUUCUUGUAGUGAUGAUAAGUCUAUCCGUCUAUGGGAUGUCAAAACAGGAUAAUAAAAAGCCAAAUUAGAUGGUCAUAGUGAUUGGGUCUACUCAGUCUGUUUCUCUCCUGAUGCAAAUAUAUUAGCUUCUGGUAGUUAUUAAGAAAUCCGUCUAUGGGAUGUCAAAACAGGAUAAUAAAUAGCAAAAUUAGAGGGUCAUGAGAAUUGGGUUAUGUCAGUCUGUUUCUCUUCUGAUGGAAAUACAUUAGCAUCCGGAGGUGGUAAUUAAUUUGAUGAUGGUGAUAACUCUAUCCGUCUAUGGGAUGUCAAAUUAUAAUAAUAAAAGGCAAAAUUAGAUGGUCAUAGUGGAUAUGUUAUGUCAGUCUGUUUCUCUCCUGAUGGGAAUACCUUAGCUUCUGGUAGUGUAGAUAAAUCUAUCCGUCUAUGGGAUGUAAGGACAGGAUAAGAAAAUAAAUCCUUUGAUAAAACCUACAAAGAUAUUCUUGCAUAAUUUAAGAUUCCACUCCAAUAAAACAGCUAUAUUUCCGAAGGUAGUAUUUAUCCCCUAUCAUAUUUUUAGCUUCCAACUACAUCGCUACACUCCUUAUAUCCAAAAAAGCAAUAUUUCAGGCUAAGGGAGCUUUAAUCUUGAAUGGAGAUUUUGUAAAUUCUGAAGGAUACGAUUUAAGAUAAUUAUUCAAAUCAUAAGGAUGCUGCUUUUUAGAAGACUUUAAGUAAGAGUCAGCAUGA
Messenger RNA from Paramecium primaurelia, 1694 nucleotides. The record is from the annotation of a GenBank genome assembly. Lineage: Eukaryota; Ciliophora; Oligohymenophorea; Peniculida; Parameciidae.